AUGGCUGGGACAAAGGCACUUCUGACACUAGAAAACUUCAUUAAUGGAAAGUUUGUACCUUGUGACUCAUACAUCGAUUCUUAUGAUCCGUCCACGGGGGAAGUAUACUGCAGGGUGCCCAACAGUGGAAAAGAAGAGAUCGAAGCCGCAGUGGAGGCGGCCAGAGCAGCCUUUCCCGGCUGGUCGGCCCGCAGCGCCCAGGAGCGCUCACAGGUGCUGCACCGGCUGGCCGAUCUGCUGGAAAAAUCCCUGGAGGACCUGGCCCAGGCGGAAUCCAGAGACCAAGGGAAAACCAUCACGUUGGCAAGAACCAUGGACGUUCCCCGGUCUGUGCAGAACUUCCGGUUCUUCGCCUCCUCCAUCCUGCACCACACAUCGGAGUGCACGCAGAUGGACCACAUGGGCUGCCUGCACUACACGGUGCGCACCCCCGUGGGCGUCGCUGGUCUGAUCAGCCCCUGGAAUUUGCCACUCUACUUGCUGACCUGGAAGGUGGCUCCAGCCAUUGCUGCCGGCAACACUGUGAUAGCUAAGCCUAGCGAGCUGACGUCAGUGACUGCCUGGAUGAUGUGCAAACUCCUGGAGACAGCAGGUGUUCCACCAGGUGUGGUAAAUAUUGUGUUUGGGACGGGGCCCAGGGUAGGUGAGGCCCUAGUGUCCCAUCCAGAGGUACCCCUCAUUUCCUUCACGGGGAGCCAGCCCACAGCCGAGCGGAUCACUCAGCUGAGUGCUCCCCACUGCAAGAAGCUCUCUCUGGAGCUGGGGGGCAAGAAUCCCGCCAUCAUCUUUGAGGAUGCCAACCUGGAGGAGUGCAUUCCGACAACCGUCAAGUCCAGCUUUGCCAACCAGGGUGAAAUCUGCCUCUGUACCAGCAGAAUCUUUGUCCAGAGGAGCAUCUACAGUGAAUUUUUGAAGAAGUUUGUAGAAGCUACCAGAAUGUGGAAAGUUGGCAUUCCCUCCGAUCCAUUGGCCAGCAUGGGAGCUCUGAUAAGUAAAGCUCAUUUGGAAAAAGUCAGAAGUUACAUCAAGAAAGCCCGUGCUGAAGGGGCCCGGAUUCUGUGUGGUGAGGGCGUGGAUACACUGAAUCUCCCUGCCAGGAAUCAAGCAGGAUAUUUUAUGCUUCCCACAGUGAUAACAGACAUUAAGGAUGAAUCCUGCUGCAUGAAGGAAGAGAUAUUUGGUCCCGUGACAUGUGUCGUCCCCUUUGAUAGUGAGGAGGAAGUGAUUCAAAGAGCUAAUAACGUUAAAUACGGGCUGGCAGCCACAGUGUGGUCAAGCAACGUGGGCCGUGUCCACCGAGUGGCUAAGAAGCUGCAGUCAGGCUUGGUCUGGACCAACUGCUGGCUCAUCAGAGAGCUGAACCUCCCUUUCGGCGGGAUGAAGAGUUCUGGGAUAGGUAGAGAGGGAGCCAAAGACUCUUACGAAUUUUUCACUGAAAUAAAAACAAUCACCAUUAAACACUGACCUUGGCCAAUGGAGAAGCUGUCAGGGUCAAUGCUCGGCUGCAGGGAACCAGUCCUGAAGGGCGCGGAGCAGAUGCACCAGCAUAAGUUCUAGCCUCUUCUUGACUUAGUCGGUUUUCUCCACCUUAUCCUCAGUGGUUAGUAUUUUUACCUGCUGUUGAAGAGAUGCUGUCUGUUUUCACUGUGGAGUCAAAGAAGAGAAGACUUCUGAACAGGAAGGCACAAAAAGGGAGACAAGUAAUUGUCAAGUUCCUUCUAUGUUGUAUCUUCACUGUAUUUUUUUUUUCAUUGUUUUGAUUGGAUUCUUGGGAAUUUAAAGACAAUCAUUUUUUUUCGCUUCUUUUUUUUUUAAUUUGAGAGAGAGAGAGAGAGAGAAUG
This is a messenger RNA of Hyaena hyaena (striped hyena), 1841 nucleotides long. RefSeq names its product aldehyde dehydrogenase 8 family member A1 (gene ALDH8A1). The coding region runs from base 1 to 1464 and encodes 487 amino acids. The transcript has 7 exons. Gene Ontology annotation, molecular function: retinal dehydrogenase (NAD+) activity. NCBI's taxonomy places the organism in Eukaryota, Metazoa, Chordata, Mammalia, Carnivora, Hyaenidae. The record is from RefSeq and is a predicted model, not a curated record. Gene Ontology annotation, biological process: retinoic acid metabolic process.